GAGAAGAAGAAGAACGAUGCGGAAAAGGGGGGAAUGUUAGCGCGACAGGGCAACCAAUAGAACAACAAAAAGAAGGAAGGGAGACACGCAAAGCGACCUUAUGUGGCUUAUUAUAUGUUAAGUAUAGUGAUUAAUACAUACAUACACAUUUUUUCCUAGUUUCGGAAACAGUGGUGCAUUAGAAGAUGAUCUAAUCAAACGAAGAGCUUGGCGGUGGCUGGGGUCUCUUUUUGAGCCACGUGUGGCUCAGGAAAAAGAUGUACCGUGGGGAUAAGGACUUACAGACAUCAGCACGCAAGAUGGGUACGUCCUUGCUUUUCCAGCUGUCCGCCUAUGAACGCGAGCUGGAUUUGGUGUUUCUGGACCACAGCUAUGCCAAACCGUGGAACGCACACCCAGAUGCCAGUAGCGCCCGGCCCACAAGAACUCUGUUUGUAACGCCACGUCGUCAAGCUGAGACUUUGUCAGACUCAGAGUCCUUAAUAGACGUGGAAACGGUCACACCAACACCCAUCCCUCUGUAUGACAACCAGAAAGCACUGAGUGUGAUGAAGGAGUGCGAGAGACACGUCCUGUUUGCUCGAACGGCUGCUGAUGGACCCCCACCUCCUGAUGACUGGGAGGAACAUAUAAACAAGACGGGUUGGUCAGUGACCCAGAACAAAUUGUUCAACAAAGUCGUUAAAGCUCUACAAGCGGAAAGACUAGCCCGUUUGGCCAAUGAAAACGCUUCCAAUGAGCCAAUUCUGCGAAGGAUAGCUGUAGACAAGUGUGCCAGGAAGGUACGACACGCUCUCGCCAGCGUAAACUGGGAAACUAAACUGACGCAGUGGUUACACACCACAAUGAUCGAGUCUUUAAGCCUCUCUAUGCUUGCUGCUUACUUGGAUGUGCUUCAGACCUUAAAAAGCAAGCUGCCGACCCUGAUCGACAGAAUGCUACUGCCGUCUGCAAAGACUGGAGCGCCCAGUGCUGAGGCUUUGUCCCUGCUUUUGAAGCGACCCUGGGAUCCUGCUGUUGGAGUCCUCUCACAGAAUAAACCGUGCAAGCUUCCCGGAUCUCCUCUGAUUCUGAUUGCACCAUCAUUCCCAACUAAUCCCGCCCUCUCCACCUCACGGCGAAUGAGAUUCUGGCAGUCCCAGCUCUCCUGCUUGGGAAAGGUCAUCCCGGUGCACACUCACGUGAACAGUGGGGCCAAUAUUGGAAUCACGCAGUGUUUGGAGCACAUGCUGGGGACUGUACGGGCCAAAGUCAUGGAGGUUCAUAGCCACUUCCCCCACAAGCCCAUUAUCCUGGUUGGUUGGAAUGCUGGUGCGCUUAUCGCUUGUCAUGUGUCUCUCAUGGAAUAUCUGACGGCUGUAGUGUGCCUUGGCUUCCCGCUUCUAACAGUGAAUGGGCCUAGAGGGGAUGUGGAUGACCCACUGCUGGAUAUGAAGACGCCGGUUUUGUUUGUGGUUGGUCAAAAUGCUCUCCAGUGCACCACCGACGGCAUGGAGGAGUUCAGAGAGAAACUGAGGGCAGAUAACAGCUUGGUGGUGGUGGGAGGGGCAGACGACAACCUCAGAAUCAAUUCGGCAAAGAUGAAGUCUGAAGGGUUGACGCAGACGAUGGUGGACCGCUGCGUUCAGGAUGAGAUAGCUGACUUUCUGUCAGGGGUCCUCACCCGGGCAGAGGGCCACAGUCAUGGCUCUGGAGAGAUGAGAGACCUGGACACAGAAAAGAAGAAGAGGCCUCGACGAGAGCUUCCUUUUGAAAUGGAGAGAGGCCGACCUUCAUCUCCUGCGCUCAGAGUUUCCAUUUCCCCCUCGGGCUCAGAGGAUUUGUCGAGUGUGUGUAGCAGCCCCACUUCCAGUCCUAAACCUAAAACCUCUGGUCUAUCUCCGGCACAGAAGUCCAGUCUGAUCACGGCUACACAGCUCCUUAAGACACACAUGCAGCGCUCUGGAACAGUCCUCACUCACAAGCAGGCUCAAGCUCAGUUUGCCGCUUUUAUGAAACAAAACAUGCUUGUGAGGAAAAAUCUUCCUCCUGGCACUCCUUGUAUUUUUGUUCCAGUGACCAGUGAUCAGAUAGAAGGCCUGGACAGAGAUGACCUACGACCUCACGGCAAGAGGAGGCAGACACCCAGCCCCACACCCAGCAAAGCCUCUAAGAGAGCAAAGAUUAAAGUCACCAUCGUUUCCCAAAGCGAGUCAGCAGGAGGCGCCAUCAACCCUGCUGAAGUGGGCGUUUCUGGCAAGCCUUUAACUGUGGCAGUGGGACAGACUGUUCCUGGUGCCAAGGAGCUUUCUGGACUUCUCACAAGUCCGCGGUCUGGUAGUCUCUCAGAGGUGUCUGGUGCCCUGUCCCCAGGCUCCAGUUCAUUCAGCAGCGGGCAGCCUUGCAUGGUGUCAGUGUCCUCCACACCAGCCCAGGUGCAAGCUCCAGCUACUGCCCAAGCACCUUCCGCCAGCAGUCUUCUGCAAGGCCUAAGUUUCAGUCUGCAGGAGAUCGUUACCAAAGCUCCUAACCUUCCUUCUCCAGCGACAAGCACAGGCAGCACUCAGGCAGUUUGUGGAAAAUCCCAGGAUCCAGUCCUGAGUUCUGUUGGUCCCAGCGGCGGCACUCUGCUCCGGACGGUGCCGGUAGUCACAGCAGGAGGGGUCUCUAAAACCACUGCCAUCCAUCAGCUGCUCACCAACGGUGGGCUGGCCAAACUGGCAAGCAGCUUGCCCGGCUUGGCACACAUCACCAAUCAGACCGCUGGUAUGUGUCGAACUGCCAAAACACGACGGCCACGUUGAACACGCAGAGUUCAUUCACUCUUUGUUUUGGAAACAGUAGUUCAGGGCAUCUCUAGCGCACAGAGGAUUACCGCACCGCAGAGACAUGCAGGACAGGUCUGUGGACGAGUGUGAAGAAGGUUUACUUGGAAAGAGCCAACUGGUGUAAAGCUUAUAGAGUCAGCUGUGGAUCUGAAUGGAAUCUGAACAGAGAUCAGCAGCCUAUGUCUGGACUCAUCUUUAUGUAAAAGCAAAAAGAAAAUUGCCUAAAUCUUGGAUUCUGAACCCGCUCUCGUCAGAGUUGUUAUAAUUAUCAUUCCAUGACUCAUUUGUUUGCAUCAUUAUCUCAACAUUGCUGUGAAGUAUAAUCAUUAACAUGGAAGCUAAGCUGUUGGAAAGACAAAAUAGUGUUGACACAUGGCAUUUAACUUCUGUUUCUACUGUUACAAUAAAGGCUGAAAUUAAACUUGUGCUCGU
Messenger RNA from Cyprinodon variegatus (sheepshead minnow), 3239 nucleotides. It is a transcript of the gene kansl3, whose product is annotated as KAT8 regulatory NSL complex subunit 3. The record is from RefSeq and is a predicted model, not a curated record. Gene Ontology annotation, biological process: positive regulation of transcription by RNA polymerase II. Gene Ontology annotation, cellular component: NSL complex. The transcript is spliced from 19 exons. The coding region runs from base 258 to 2783 and encodes 841 amino acids. NCBI's taxonomy places the organism in Eukaryota, Metazoa, Chordata, Actinopteri, Cyprinodontiformes, Cyprinodontidae.